Messenger RNA from Otolemur garnettii (small-eared galago), 1105 nucleotides. It is a transcript of the gene MPV17L2, whose product is annotated as MPV17 mitochondrial inner membrane protein like 2. The record is from RefSeq and is a predicted model, not a curated record. Lineage: Eukaryota; Metazoa; Chordata; Mammalia; Primates; Galagidae. The coding region runs from base 166 to 405 and encodes 79 amino acids. Gene Ontology annotation, cellular component: cytoplasm; membrane. The transcript is spliced from 3 exons. Gene Ontology annotation, biological process: mitochondrial ribosome assembly.
ACCCCAGCCACCCUGCUGUUCUGCCCAUCCCAUUUGAAUAUCUUGGACCUUCUGCCUAGACUUUGGAGGUUCUAUGCUUCCCGCUCUUGCCAUGUCCACAGUACUCCCGGCCCCUGACCCAUUUAUCUUUAUUCCUUCCCAGGCCUUGGCUGCCUGGAAGGCCAGAUGCUGAGUGAUAGCUGCCAGGAGUUGCGGGACAAGUUCUGGGAAUUCUACAAGGCCGACUGGUGCGUGUGGCCAGCUGCACAGCUGGUGAACUUCCUCUUCGUGCCCCCCCAGUUCCGAGUCACUUACAUCAAUGGCCUGACACUGGGCUGGGACACAUACCUGUCCUACCUAAAGUACCGGAGUCCAAGCUCCCUGACACCCUCAGCCUGCAUGGCUCUGGACACCCGAAUGGACUGAGCUGCCUGUUUCCCAGCACAGGAUGCCAAAUAGUGCAAGACUAACUCCCAGAGGACUACCCUUUGACUGGUGGUGAAACAGUUUCUGCCCAGGCCAGGGCACUGUGCCAUGGCACAGCCCCAGUCCAACUCCUGAGCAUCUGGUAGAGCUGUCACUUCCAAACACAUUGCUGGCCCCAUCUAGAACACAACCACAAAGAUAGAUGAUCAUCCCCUAGCCUUUCUCAGCAGGACCCUCAUGUGACUUGUGACUAAGAUGUCCCAUCUUCAGCACGGGGCCCCACCCAGCCAGCCAGGGCUAGGCACCAACUCCUGGAUACUAAUGUGGCUUCGAGACCAAGACAAGGAUAUGGUCCAUCCCCUCAGUGUAGGAUCAGGCCUGAAGUUGGCCUCCACAAGCUUCAGACUAGACCAAGCAGCCUAUAUCCCUCCUAUGAUUGUGAACUAUGGAAAUUCCAUUAAAUUCUCUGUAAUUGGCAAUCCCAGGGAUGACCAAAGCCAGUAGGGUCAAGGCUCAGAACUCAAUACGGACACAGCAUGGUCCAUUCACUUUAUUGGGUGUGUGUAGUGUUGUCAUGACAUCUCCUAGGGGACUGGAGGGCAUGUUUGACACUCAUGAGGUCAGAACAGGUCUGGGGGAGGGGGGCAUAGGGUGGUGAAUACCCACAGCACCCUUACCACCACCACUGAAAAAGAAAACU